Molecule: messenger RNA, 1624 nt
Organism: Cyprinus carpio (common carp)
Lineage: Eukaryota; Metazoa; Chordata; Actinopteri; Cypriniformes; Cyprinidae
Product: alpha-2A adrenergic receptor-like
Exons: 1
Coding region: 76-1224 (382 amino acids)
Biological process (GO): adenylate cyclase-activating adrenergic receptor signaling pathway
Cellular component (GO): membrane
Molecular function (GO): adrenergic receptor activity
Source: RefSeq, a predicted model, not a curated record
AAAUGGAAAAAAUGAACUGCCAUCAACCGAAAACAUAAUUUCAGUUGUGAGAGGAAGAGACUGUGAAUCUCAACAAUGGGGUGUGACAAUUCGACCAAUGUGACAGGUACGCCAUACACCGUGCUGGUGGCCCUUCCUAUGAGCGUCCUGGUGGGGUUUCUCAUCCUCCUUAUUGUCUUUGGCAAUGUGCUGGUGAUAAUCGCAGUGUUCACGAGCCGAGCUCUCCGGGCUCCUCAGAACCUGUUCCUGGUGUCUCUGGCCUCCGCUGAUAUAUUGGUGGCUACUCUGGUGAUGCCGUUCUCGUUGGCGAAUGAGCUGAUGGGCUGCUGGGCCUUUGGGCAGGUUUGGUGCGAAAUCUACCUGGCCUUAGACGUUCUCUUCUGCACAGCCUCCAUCACUCACCUGUGCGCCAUCAGUCUGGACAGGUACUGGUCGAUCACGCAAGCCAUCGAGUACAACCUCAAGCGCACACCGCAACGAAUCAAGUGCAUUAUUUUUAUAGUUUGGAUCAUCGCCGCCGUGAUCUCCUUCCCGCCUCUGAUAACCAUGGAGAAGGUAGAGGGGAACACCUGCAAAAUCAACGAAGAAAAAUGGUACAUCGUUUCCUCUUCCAUUGGCUCGUUUUUCCUGCCUUGCAUCAUCAUGGUCCUCGUGUAUGUCCGAAUUUACCAGAUCGCCAAGAAGAGAACCAGAGCGCCACCUGGGGACCGGAUGAUAAAGGAAGUGGGCAAGAAGGAGAAUGAUCUGGAGAGGGAUCCCAAUGAGAAACUCAAUGGGAAUCCCAACCCUAAACCGGAUGAGGACAUGGAGGAAUCGUCCUCCUCGGACCACAAGGUCUCCAACCCUUGCUCCCUCAAGAAGAAGAGCUCCAAAGGAAAGACUAAGCGGAGCCAAAUCAAACCGGGGGACGGCGACAAGCGCGAGGUCCUUCAGACCACCAAGACCAGCAGGUGGAAGGGCCGCCAAAACCGGGAAAAGCGCUUCACGUUCGUCCUGGCGGUGGUCAUAGGCGUGUUCGUCAUCUGCUGGUUCCCGUUUUUCUUCACCUACACGUUGACGGCGUUUUGCGAAGAAUGCGUGCCAGAACCACUUUUCAAGUUUUUCUUCUGGUUCGGCUACUGCAACAGUUCCCUCAAUCCCAUUAUAUACACCAUCUUCAAUAAUGACUUCCGAAGAUCCUUCAAGAAGAUCCUCUGCCGGAGAGAUAACAGGAGAGUGGUGUGAAUUGGGUUGCUGUGUUCUUUUUCUUUUUCCCUUUCCUUUAUCCAAUGUAAUAUACCACCUGGCGUUUAUGGGAAGUCCCUGUGUACAGUAAGCCAGCAUGUUAUGUGUCAUUAUACAACAAGUCCGAAGAGGGGGAAAAAAACACUCACAUGCUUUGUACAAAUGCAACAAUGCAUGGUUAUGCAAUUACAGCACAAUGCAUAUUCAUCCAUUUCUGAAGUGUAUUGUUGUAUCGUUCUUGAUAUACAGUGAGUGGUGUAGUCUCAUAACUGGUAUUUUAUCAUCCGGAGGGAUGUAUUUGAAGACAAUGCAUCAUUCUCAAACCACGCUGGAUGUUGUUCAAAAUGUGAAAAACAAUUCAAAAAGGACUACAAACUUGGCCUUCAAACUUCAUAAUGUG